AUGGUUGAUACAGCACUUUCCCAGCAGCAGCAGGCGUUGCUGCUCGAGCCAACCCCAGACUUGGUCGGGGAGAAGUCUUGGGUGGUCCACAAUGGGGAGAAGAAGACCAUCGGACGGAAGGCUGAAUGCGAUAUUGUUGUUAACGACACUAUAGUGUCGGGUCAGCAUUGCACAGUUGGGUUAUCUAUACUGUCCACUCAGGAGCGGCAAGGGGACGGCAUUGUUAUCAGUGUUGAGGACAAGUCGACGAAUGGUACCCUUAUCAACGGUGAGAAAGUGGGUAAAGGGAAGAUCCGGUACGCCCAGGUCGGGGAUGUUAUCAGUCUAGGCAAGCCGAAGAUAACAUCGCAAGGUGAGCAUUGCUAUGCGGCUAGUUAUAAGUUGCGAAUGGUCAUGCUGGACAGCAUGGGACGGUGGCAGGAGAAGGAGAAUAUUAAGAAUGCCAACAGUGAAGGGAGCAGCACUGAUGCCCCUGUUGGGAGCCCCAGGUCGGCGGUCCAUUCUGAAGCGAUUACCACUCGAGAGGCGUUGGGGUCGGUGCCGCGGCUGCGAAAUUUUCCUGUUAAUGGCAAAAGAGCGCGGGAGCCUCCGACGGGAGCUCGUAGAAGGGAGGGCAAGACCUCCUCAGCAGCGGCGAUGGCAGCGGCCCAUCGAGAGGAGCAGCUCAGGGCUCAGCUGGCCUCUGUGGAGGAGGCUCGCCGGAAGGAAGAGUCACGCGCCACAGAAUUGGAAAUUAGGGUGAGAGUGAACGAGGAGAGGCUGAGGGCUCUGACGGAGCAGCUGGAGGAGGCACGGAAAGGGAAGGAUCGAUUUCAGGCGGAAAAUGCUGAUUUGCAAAACCAGAUCGCUGAACUCACUAUUAGAGGGAAGCAGUUGGAAGCGGCAGCUGAGUCGAAGGAGCGUGCUUGGCAGGAUUCGCAACGGGAGGCUGGGAUGAGAAACGAAGAGAUGGAGAGUCUGCGUGCUGAGGCCUACGAGGCGGCUGCACGGGCGAGGGACGUUACUCGACGGUUGAGGGAUGUCAAGAGGAGUUAUGACACUACGGUGGAGGCUAAUAGGAAAUUGAUGGAAUACUCGACUGAGUUGAAGGAGAGGGUUGAUGGACUUCAGGCGGCCUUGGUGACGAGUAGCUCGUCGGUGGGAGCUCUCCAGAAUGCUAUCCAACAUCUAUUCGAUGUGUCACGGGAACAUGAUGGACAGGAGACGGCCAAGUGA
This is a messenger RNA of Perkinsus marinus ATCC 50983, 1215 nucleotides long. RefSeq lists its product as hypothetical. Bases 1 to 1215 code for a protein of 404 amino acids. The transcript is spliced from 11 exons. Lineage: Eukaryota; Perkinsozoa; Perkinsida; Perkinsidae. Gene Ontology annotation, molecular function: protein binding. The record is from RefSeq and is a predicted model, not a curated record.